Molecule: messenger RNA, 1793 nt
Organism: Rubroshorea leprosula
Lineage: Eukaryota; Viridiplantae; Streptophyta; Magnoliopsida; Malvales; Dipterocarpaceae
Source: the annotation of a GenBank genome assembly
CAUUCCAUCUCUUCAACAUCCCCUGAUUUCAGAAAUGGCCUCCAUGUUUUCCAGAUCCGAGAUGUCUAACAUUGCAUCCACAUUGCUCUCCACCUACGCCUCCUUUGCCGGAACCUUAAUGCUCCUCCGAACCAUGGCAAGAGAGCUCAUUCCUGAGCAGCUCAGAUCUUACUUCUUCUCCUUUUUCCACUACCUCUUCACCCCUCCCUCUACCAACCUCACUCUCGUUAUCAACGAAUCCAGCGGGGUGUCAAGUAAUGACGUCUACAAUGCCGCCGACCUCUAUCUUGCCACCAAGAUCAGCCCCAAAACAGAGAGGCUCAAGCUGAGCAAAACCGAGAGGCAAAAGAAUUUCGCGAUCUCAAUCGAAAAGGAUGAAGAGGUCGUCGAUAUUUUUGAGGGAAUUGAGUUGAAAUGGAGGUAUAACUGCAUAGAGCCUCGCGAAAAGCAUUCUGCAGAGAAAAAAUUCUUUGAACUCAGCUUCAACAAGAAGUUCAAAGAUAAAAUCGUCGACUUUUAUUUACCUCAUGUUUUGGCCAGGGCUAAACAAAUCAAAGAAGAGUCCAAAGUGGUUAAGAUCUAUAAUCGUGACUGUCCUUGCGGCGAUGAUGAUACUGGCAUCUGGGGUUCCAUGAAUCUUGAGCAUCCAGCCACAUUUGAUACCGUAGCCAUGGAUUCGGAGCUGAAGAAGAUGAUAAUCGAUGAUUUGGAGAGGUUCGUGAGGAGGAGAGAGUUCUACAAGAAAGUGGGGAAGGCCUGGAAACGAGGGUAUUUGUUGUACGGCCCUCCAGGCACUGGAAAAUCGAGUUUGAUUGCUGCCAUGGCCAAUUACCUCAAGUUUGAUAUAUACGAUCUGGAGCUUGCAAGUAUAUACUCCAAUUCGGACUUGAGAAACGUAUUGUUAUCAACAACUAACAGGUCAAUUAUUGUAAUCGAGGACAUAGAUUGCAGCAUUCAGGUUCAAGACAGAGAAAAUCGCUUAGAAUCUGAUAAUUCAAACAGAAGGUUAACGCUAUCUGGCAUAUUGAACUUCAUUGAUGGACUGUGGUCAAGCUGUGGGGACGAGAAAAUCAUUGUGUUCACGACCAACCACAAGGACAGGCUUGACCCGGCGCUGCUGCGUCCUGGCAGGAUGGACGUGCACAUCAACCUGUCCUAUUGCACCCUUGAUGCGUUCAGGAUCUUGGCUUCUAAUUACCUGGACAUCAGCAACAGAGACCAUCCCCUGUUUGGAGAAAUCGAAAGCUUGAUACAGAGCACGGAGGUGACCCCAGCAGAGGUGGCAGAGGAACUGAUGAGGAGUGAAGAUGCUGACCUUGCCCUUCAAGGACUUGUUAACUUCAUUAAACACAAGAGGAGUAAAUGCGAUGAAACUGAGGAGGAAGUUGCUGAGAUUGAAGAAGCAAACAGUUUUAAAAGUGGUAAUGAGGGAAAGGAAAUUAGUGUUACAAGGAAGAGACGAAGUGGGGUCAGGAUAGCAACACGAAGACGGCCAGGAAAGGGAGGGACAAAGGAUCGAUUGGGUAGAAGUGCCAAAAUGUUUUUUCACUAAAAAAAUACAAUAUAGACUUUGGUUGCAGAGUCCCUGCUUCAUUUGGUGUUGUUGUUAACGUAUGAGAUAAAGUCCGUUAACUAGUUGUGUUAGUUCUUGUGUGGUGGUAGUUGCAAAUGGUUUAUUUUGCUUAGUGGUGUAGCAGUUCAUGUUGGCAGUUUGUAACUUCUUUGCUUUUUGCAACCGUCAUGUAUUAGUUUCUGUUUCUUUCCUAGAAACAGUAUAAAUGUUCGACACUCUG